Molecule: messenger RNA, 1301 nt
Organism: Drosophila innubila
Lineage: Eukaryota; Metazoa; Arthropoda; Insecta; Diptera; Drosophilidae
Product: lysosome-associated membrane glycoprotein 5
Exons: 5
Coding region: 304-1167 (287 amino acids)
Cellular component (GO): membrane
Source: RefSeq, a predicted model, not a curated record
GGAGUGGGCGGAUAUUUACCACAAACACUGUGCAUACAUAAAAACAGAAAUGUUUCAAAAGAGAAUUUAGGCGACUGCGCGGUAGAAAGUCCACUGAAAGCGAGAGUUGAAACGAAGUGAAGAGUCGAGUGGAAUCGGGAGUCGAAACGUGAAGGUUGGACAACAUGAGAUUCCAAUGAUGGGGCACAGUUGUGCGCAGGACUCACAGCGAGACACACGGUGUUGCUGGCCCAUUGGGAAGUAAAGAUUACUACGUAAAAAUUCAUUCAAUUCCACAUUAAUUGUUAAACUUGAGAAAAAAUAAUGUUGAAAUUGCCUGGAAAUAAGAUGAGCAAUGGAAUUGAGUGCAAUAUCAUUUGUUAUAUGGUACUUGCUUUCCUGGUGGCCACCGCUCAAGGACUACAGCUGAGCGCGUUUACAACGAAAAGUCCGAGGGUAUCCAAAUACACAACGAAAUCGCCAUCAGCUUCGUCGCAGAAUCACGAUGCGAUCACAUCGCUUUAUCGCUUAAAUGCCACCAACGGUGUCACCUGCAUUCUGAUGCAGGUGGAUGGCCUGAUUAGUGUUCGGUAUCGCAACAAGCUGAAUGAAGAUGUCGAAGCGGAUCUCUAUAUGCCAGACCAUCCCGUACUUAGCGGUGAAUGCGUCGAGUCUAAUUUGGAGAUAAUGACCAUGGAAUUCAAGGGUUUCACGCUAACCAUGACAUUCAAAAAGUCAUCGGGCGGUGAAGGCUGGUACAUCAAUCUCUUUGAACUAAGCUAUUCCUCAUCGAAUCCCCUCUUCGAACAUCCCGAUCGACCCAAUUUGAAUGUGAGACUAACCUCGCCGGCCCACACGCCCAUGUAUUUCCCUACGCCCGUGGGCAAGUCCUAUGUCUGCGACAAGGAGCAAACUGUCAUUCUGUAUGCUCCUCAUGAUUCUGGCGAUCAAUCGGGACAUAUUGCACGGAUUUAUUUGCGUGACUUGCACAUGCAGAGCUUCAUGUUCAAAGAUAGCGGCAAAUGGGGACCCUCUUUCCAUUGUAGUGCCACCGGAUCCUAUCGCGAUGAGACGGCACCUCUCGCCGUCGGCACAGCACUGGCCAUUGCGGUGCUCCUAACCAUUUCCGGUUACGGCGGUUGGCGAUACUUCAAAAUCAAGAAGGUUCAAUACGGUUCAAUGGAAUAAAAUGGAAUUUAGAUGGAGUGAAUUGAAAAGUUUUGUGCCGCAUUUUUGUUCAAUUAAUUGAUUCAUAUCUUUGUACCGUUAUUUGUUACAUAUCAGUAUUUACAUAUUUAAAACACAGAAAAGCAACCAACAAA